ACAGUCUACACCCAGGGAACGAAGAGUAAGCGCCAUGUUGAAGCCACGAUUGCCACUCAGAUCCCUCUUAUUCCUGCAGCUGCCUCUGCUGGGGGUGGGGCUGAACCCAAAGGUCCUCACGCCCAAUGGGAAUGAAGACAUCACAGCUGGUGGGAAACCUGGGACUGGAGGAGACUUCUUCCUGACCUCUACACCCGCUGGGACCCUCAAUGUUUCCACUCUGCCCCUCCCAAAGGUUCAGUGUUUUGUGUUCAAUGUCGAGUACAUGAAUUGCACCUGGAACAGCAGCUCUGAGCCCCAGCGCACCAACCUGACUCUGCAUUAUGGGUACAAGAACUUUAAUGAUGAUGAUAAACUCCAAGAGUGUGGCCACUAUCUAUUCUCUGAAGGGAUCACUUCUGGCUGUUGGUUUGGAAAAAAGGAGAUCCAUCUCUACCAAACAUUUGUUGUCCAGCUCCAGGACCCAUGGGAACACAGGAGGCAGCCCGAACAGUUGCUAAAACUGCAGGAUCUGGUGAUCCCCUGGGCUCCAGAGAAUCUGACACUUCGCAACCUGAGUGAAUUCCAGCUAGAACUGAGCUGGAGCAACAGACACUUGGACCAUUGUUUGGAGCACCUGGUGCAGUACCGGAGUGACCGGGACCACAGCUGGACUGAACAAGCCGUGGAUCACAGACAUAGCUUCUCUCUGCCUAGCGUGGACGCACAGAAAUUCUACACGUUCCGUGUUCGAAGCCGCUAUAACCCACUCUGUGGAAGCGCUCAGCAAUGGAGUGACUGGAGCUGCCCCGUUCACUGGGGCAGCAAUACUUCAAAGGAGAAUCCUGAGAAUCCUGAGACUCUUUCGUUGUCUGCAUGGAAAACUGUGCUGAUCCCCGUUGUCCCCAUGGCAUUUAUCGUGAGCCUCAUCUGUUUGUACUGCUGGCUGGAACGGACGAUGCCCCGAAUUCCUACCCUCAAGAACCUAGAGGAUCUGGUUACUGAAUACCACGGGAACUUUUCGGCCUGGAGUGGUGUGUCUAAGGGACUGGCAGAAAGUCUGCAGCCAGACUACAGUGAACGGCUUUGCCACGUCAGUGAGAUCCCCCCAAAAGGAGGGGAAGGGCCUGGGGGCUCCCCCUGCAGCCAGCAUAGCCCCUACUGGGCUCCUCCAUGUUACACCCUGAAACCUGAGCCCUGACACCCUGACAGAACCCCAGGGCCCUGUAGCCUUAAAUUUUACUAACUUGCCCUCGUCCAACCAACCUGGGUCCAGGGCUCACCUCGCCCCCCUGUGGCUGAUUUUGAAUUUUGUGCCCCCUAUAACUGCCUUCUCAUUCAAUAUCUCCUACUUGAGAAUUGCCCCUUUGCCCUGUCCAUGUUUCUCAUCUCCCCCAGCCCAGCCCUUCCUCCUCACAGCAUUGCUUCUGCUGUCCCUCCCUCCCUCCCCCUUUCCAUCUACCCUUCAACUGUUCCAGAAACGAAUGAGAAAUAAAAGUUCUGUUGAUAAUCA
Molecule: messenger RNA, 1492 nt
Organism: Delphinapterus leucas (beluga whale)
Lineage: Eukaryota; Metazoa; Chordata; Mammalia; Artiodactyla; Monodontidae
Gene: IL2RG
Product: interleukin 2 receptor subunit gamma
Biological process (GO): cytokine-mediated signaling pathway
Cellular component (GO): external side of plasma membrane; membrane
Molecular function (GO): cytokine receptor activity; protein binding
Source: RefSeq, a predicted model, not a curated record